Messenger RNA from Aspergillus vadensis CBS 113365, 484 nucleotides. RefSeq lists its product as uncharacterized. The record is from RefSeq and is a predicted model, not a curated record. Bases 218 to 451 code for a protein of 77 amino acids. Gene Ontology annotation, molecular function: protein binding. Lineage: Eukaryota; Fungi; Ascomycota; Eurotiomycetes; Eurotiales; Aspergillaceae. The transcript has a single exon.
CAACCAGCUUGAGAGCAUCAAAUUGCUGCUCGCUGCUGGUACCAAUGUCGAGUAUAAAAACGGUGGCGUCUUCUCCCCACUCACUACGGCCUUGCGAGAGAGACAUGACGAUAUUGUGAGAUUCCUGCUGGAGGAAGGAAAUGCCGAUCCAAACGCCCCCGGCGAGCAUCUUCCUCUCGUGAAAGCGAUCCGCCGGACUCUCAAUGGUGACUAUUCCAUGAUUGAGCUUCUGCUUGAGAAGGGUGCCGACCCCAAUAAAACUUACCGGCACUGGAAUGCUAUCAUGCAGGCGAUCGAGUAUCGGGAUCUGCCAUUGUUGCAUCUGCUAGUUAAGAAGGGAGGCGGAGCUGAUCUCACGCAGCAUGAUGAGACAGGACAGACUGUUUUGGAAAUGGUGGAUUCAGGGUGGCCCGAGGCCAUGCAGUUCCUUCUUGACAAUGCGCGCCCCUAAUUUGUAGUCUUUUAUGACGCGUGAGAGUUUCAG